Messenger RNA from Chironomus riparius, 7259 nucleotides. NCBI's taxonomy places the organism in Eukaryota, Metazoa, Arthropoda, Insecta, Diptera, Chironomidae. The record is from the annotation of a GenBank genome assembly.
GUCAUUUUUUGCGUUAUGUAAUAAGCGAACGGCCCUGCACGUGUUUAAUGUUAAGCAUUUACGUAAACAGUAAGUUAUUAAAUUGUCAAAUAGAGAUCCCCUAUGCUCUUUGAGCAGAGUUUAUUAACUCUCAGAUGAAUAUAAUCCUCUCUUAAUUUGGUGAUAAAUUCUCAAAUAUAUUGAGACUUCUCAGUAUAUAUUAACAGUUCAAGGUAUUGAGUCACAUCUUUUAAUUCAAUUUAACUCAUAUAUUAAGUUUUUAAUUAUUAAAAAAAUUGAUGUUAAUUUUUGUUUUGAAUCUUUUUAUGUCUGAUUUCGUCAAUUUUGUUGCUUUAAAAAAUGAAAGAAAUAUUAUUUGAAUCAAUAAAUCUAACAAAUUGAUAAAGUAUAAUAUUCAAAAUAGCUAAAUGUUUAUGUAAGCUCGUUCUUUUUUUCAAUAAGAGAUGUAACAAAAGCUUUUGCGUAUUAAAUUUAUUAAUUUCUCAAACAUCGAGUACUAAUAGUUUUGCAACUUAGUAGGAACAAAACUUCUGGUUCCUUGAAAUGAUAAAAACUUCUAUUGAUCAAUACUUAACUAAAAUUGGUAAUGUUAUCAUCUCCGUAUGCAAACAUUAGUCAUACAAUCACAUAUUUUAAAUGGAAUUCCGCGUCAAUAAUGAAAAACAUUAUCAAAUUCUAUUUAAUUAAUUAAAUUAUUUGAAAAAAUGUAAAAAUGAGAACAAAAUAUUCCGUGUUAGUUUUAAUAUUUAAAAUUUGGAUUGUUACUCAAAAAUUCAAAUUUACAGGUAUAAAAAUUCAUAACAUUUUUUUAAACAUGCGACACUUUAAUCUGAAACUUUGCUUGAUAUCAAUAGAAUCUAAUAAUCAAGUGCAUGAAGCUCCAAUAAUAGAUAAAUCUGACUCAAUAAUAAUUGAUGUGAAUAGAGAUGAAACAGUUGAAUGCAAAGCUAAAGUGCCGAUAACCUGGAUCUUUGAGAGAUCUGAAAAACUUUUUGAUUCGAUUAAAGUUUCACAUUCUGAAGAUGAUGAAGAAAACUAUCAUAGCUUCUUAGAACUAAAUUCAGUUCAUGUUAAUUUUGUUGGAUUUUAUUAUUGUGUCUUUAAUGCAUCAUUAUCAAGUGAUGUUACUUUUAAUUAUCAAGAAAAAAUCGGUAUCCACAAAGCAUCAAGUAUUUACGUAUAUGUAAACGAUCCUGAAAAUAAACUUUAUAGCUCAGAUCAGUACUUAAUAUUUGGAAAACAAAAUGAAUCACUGAUUAUUCCUUGUAAACCAACAACACCACAGGUUAAAGUCGAGCUCGUAAGAGAUGGCGAUGAGGGGCAUAUUGCUGGUGAAUACGAUCCAAAACUUGGAUUCACGGUUUCCUUUAUGGACGAUGAAGAAAGUGGAUUUUUCGAGUGUCGCUUGGAAGAUGAUCAUGAGAUAUAUAAUGAAUUUCAAGUGAUUAUCAAUGGACAAGAAACGUCAGAUUACUUAAAAAAGCCAUGGAUAAUCAGUGAUUCUCAGAACAUUGCCAAAAAUGGAGCUUCUUUUUCAUUAUCAUGUCAUGUAGAAAUGAUUUCAGAUGCUCCAUAUGUAAUAGAAUUUUUUCUUCCAAAUGGAAAAGAAGCAAAAAAAAAUCAAUUCAUAAGGUUAUCAGAAAUCAAAGUUGAUGAUGAUGACACACGAAAAUCACAUAUAAAUUUGACCAUUGAAGAUGCUUUAGAUGAACGAGAUCAGGGAAAUUAUACAUGCUCCUUAAAGGAUAUAUAUAACAAUAUUUAUUCAACAGUUACAAAAAUCACCUUUGUUGAUAAACCUGUUGUUCAGCUUAAUUCAUCAAAUCCCAUAGUGACAGCAACUAAAGGACAGAAAUCAGUAAAAUUUCAUUUUAAUUACUUUAUUUACCCAAAACCUAAAUUUGAAUGGUAUGAUCCACAAAAUAAAUUGAUCAAUAUAGAUCAAAGUAUGCAAAAUGAUGCAAAAUAUAGCAUAUCAAUUAGUGAAGAUGAAAUAUCGUUGACAAUUAAAUAUCCUGGAAUUGAAAAUUAUGGCAACUAUUCACUUAUUGCUUAUACUGAUGGAGAAAGUUUUGAUAAAAAAGUCAAGUUGGUAGUUUCAGAAAAACCCACGUGUAGAAUGCAAGAUGUAUAUAUCAUGCUAGAAGAAGAAACUCUUAUAAAAUGUGAAUGCAUGGCUUAUCCAGCAGCAAUAAUCACAUGGUCAUUUCAACCCUGUUUAAAUCUCACUCUAUGGCCAAAUUGUGUUGAUCGAGAUUCUGUUGGAACAAAAAUCGAUGAAUAUGAAACACAAAACACCCAGUAUGCAGAAACAAUCCAAUCGUCAGAAAUCAGGUUUACAGCAUCACAGCCUGGUACAAUAAAAUGCCGAGCUGAAAAUGAUAUUGGAGAGGAUGAAAUUCAAGCAAAAGUACAAAUAGUAGAUCUUUCUGCGCCACUUUUAAUAUCAGGCAUUGAUGAGAAUCAAAAUAUUGCUAUUGGUGAUAACGUAACAUUGGAAUGUGGAGCCAUCAUUUAUAACUAUACUGAUAAAAUUAGAUGGUUAAAGAACGAGGAACCUGUAGAAGAAAGAAACGAUCUUCAUAUAAAAGAUAGUAAUCUUCGAUUUUCAUAUAGAAAAUCAUUAAGUUUUGAUGCAAUAUUAAAAGAAGAUGAAGGCGAAUAUAAAUGCGAAGUCUAUGAUAAAGAGAACAAUGAAUUGCAUAAAGUGUCCAUUGUAUUACGUAUUUAUGAAAAUGAACCACCUAUGAUCAUAACUAAUUUCAAGCAAAAAAACAUAACAGAGUAUUCUGGGAAUAGUCUUACACUUAAAUGUACUACCAGUGGAUUUCCAACUCCUAGUCUUAAAUGGUUUAAAAACAGAAAUCCUUUUGAAAUUAAGGAAAAUGAUACAAGAAUAUCAUUAAAAGACAGUAAAAUGACAUUAGUAGUUACUGAAUUAAAAUUGGAAGACACUGGCUACUAUGAAUGUAUUGCAGAAAAUCCUUUUGGAAAAGAUACGAAAGCAAUCGAAAUUAGUAUAAAAUUAUCAGAUUUUCCUUUUGAUUUGAAUCUCGUUUUUGUAAUUAGCGGUGCAGUUGCUUUUAUAAUUUUACUUUUAUGCAUCAUCAUUUUAUGUUUGAAACAUCAAUGUAAAGGAAACAAAUCAUCGCAAACAGCAGGUCCUUGAGUAAGAAUUUAACUUGAAUUGAAAUGGACCAGUUCAAAAAUAAAUUAAAUAAAUUGUAUAUUUUGGUUGAUAAAUUUUCUAUGCAUGAACAUUUUAUUUGAUUUUUUUCAGCUCGUCACUAGACACAUCAGCGUAUGAAGCUAUUUUUUUGUGUUGGUAAGGGCAUUUUUCGAAUCACUUUCAAAACUAUCACUACUUCACUAUUUCGUUGUAAAUCAGAUUUAACAAUGACAUUGUUAUAUUUAUAUAAUGAAAAAAAAUGUUAACGAUUUCCCCUAGCGAGACUAACUAGCAAAUUGCUAAUCUUUCUAUUCUACUACUUGCAAUUUACUAGUUAUUAUUUAAACAACUUACUAUUAGUAAAUUACACACCUCAAUCUAAAAAAUCCCUAAAAUGCAGCUACCCUAAAAUGCAGAUAGUACUGCCAAGAUACAGAUGAUACUGCUAAAUUGCAGAUGAAAUUUAUUUUCCCUGCAGAUGAAAUGCUGUUGCUUUAAAAAAUGUAUUAUGCAGAUGUUUUUUAACGUAUAAAGUGCAGAUAAGAUGCUGGCCAAAUGUAGAUCGUAUAAUUUUAUUAAAAUAAAGAUGAAAUGCUGGUAUAAUGUAGAUAAUUUAACGUUGGAUAUUAAUUAUUUGGGCCCCGAAGAAAAAAAAAUAUUUGUGAGUGACGCUGUGGUUUCUUAAAUAUCUCCGAAACCACAAUAGUGACAAAUUUCAAAGUUAUUAAAUCUUGUAGAAAACAAAAAUUGCUUUCUUUUUUCAUAGAACUUCCUUCCUUAAGUUAAGGAGUUAUGUCACAUAUAUAUAGAUGAGCUCAUACAAAGGAUACUUGACCUAAUGUAUACAUAAAUAUGUCGUCAGACAAAAUAAUAACCCUUAAAUUUAAGUCUAUCAUAAGAAGAGAAAAGAAUAAAAUGAUCAUCGUGGAUCAUUUAAAGUCAUUAACACGAAUCAAGAAAAUAAUCAUCGAAUAUUGAUGUUUUUUAAUAAAAUUAUACGAUCGACAUUUAGGCAGCAUCUUAUCUGCACUUUAUACGAUAAAAAAUCAUCUGCAUUAUACUUUUUUAAACCAACAGCAUUUCAUCUGCAUUUUAGGGAAAAUAAAUUUCAUCUGCACUUUAGCAGUACCACCUGCAUCUUGGCAGUACUAUCUGCAUUUUAGGGAUUUUUAGAUUGAGGUAAAUUACACUUGCUAUUUACUAGCAAAUUACCGUGUGAAAUGUUUGAUCAAUUCUGCUUAAGUUCGAAUCCUACGAUUAAUCAUCGAAAAAUGAAUUUUAUGCGUCAUAAAAAAUUUUGUUCUAAAUUUGGCAUUUGCUAUAUACUUCACAAGAGCGCGCAGAAAUCACCUUUAUAAACUUGAUCCAAAUUUGUAUGUGACUUUCAAUUAAUUAUUUAUAUUCCUCAGGUUUGCGUGCGUUCAUCAGUGUUCGACUUAAUUAAAUUAAGUUUUUUAUUUUUUCAUAGUGUUAGUGUACUUUAAUUAAUUUUAACAAAGUACACACUAAUACUUUUACAAUAAUUUACACAAAUAAGAAAAAUCAAAAGAACACGUGCAAAUCAACGGUUAUAUUCAUUUAAUUUUUUUACAAAUUUGCUUGUAAAUUACUAGUUAAAUUGUAAGCGAAUUGACUAUUCAAUUAGCAAGUGAAAAUGCGGGUCUUUGGCGAUGAUUUGAACUUGGAUUUUGACUAGUAAAUAGCAAGUAGCAAAAUGGAAAGUUAACCAUUAAAUUACUAGUAAAUUUCUGCUAGGGUUCAUCAUUAAAAAUAUUUUUACAAUCAAUUAACGAUAAGAUUGUAAUGUAACAAUGGUAAUUGUUAAUUUUACAAUGAUCAUCAUUAGUAUAAAAUUUUAAAUAACUUAAGUAUACUUUGUUAAUACGAAUUUUUGUUAAUUAAAUAAUUUUUCAAUACUUUCUAUUAAUGUUUGACAAAAAGUAUAAUUAAAAUCUUCAUUCAUUUUCACUAUUUAUAAAAACCAGAAAAAAAAAUCAAGACAUAUGAUGACGAUUAAACAGACGACAUUGAAACUUAACCAACAAAAUUUAAUUUCCUUUUUGGAUGGGUGACCAUUUUUUCCUACAAAAAUUUCUUAACAAUGAUUAUUUGUUAAAUUUUACAAUUUUGUUGUUGUCAAAAAAAAUUUACAAUGGUCAUUGUAAAAUUUAACAAUUUCAUGGUCAACGCUAUUUUAAUCAUGACAUUAUUAAAAUUUUCAUACAAAGUUGCAAUGGAUUGUUACCUUUUUCUAUGAGUAUAGCCUCACAUCUGUCAACAAAUAUACUGUGCAUAACUUUUAAAAUAAAGAUAUAUGAUUUGCUGCUAAUUUUAGUAAAAAUGUUACGUAUGAUUUCUCUAUUAAACAAAGUUCCAUUGAUGGAUACUUUUUGAAAUUUUCUUGCAAGAUAUCUUUGCAUUUCUUAAAAGAAUUGGUAAGUUUGCUACUCGUUUUUAAUGAUUCGAUCAAUUCAUCAUUGAUUUUUUUUGCAUAUUUCAUUAGCUUCAUAUCAUUGAUAAUAAGUUCCUUAAGUGUCGGCCAAUCAUUAAAGCAUGCUUCACAAUCGCAAUUAAAAUUGAAAUGCUGAUACAAUAUGUUUUGCCGCCGUUCUCGUCUUUCCAUCAAAAAAUUGUUCCUUCAAAAUAAAAUUAAAAAUUAAAAACGAAUCUUCAUACCUGACAAAAUAGAUUUUAAAGUUUAUAAGUACUUGUAACAAUCGUAUAUUUGUGAAUCUUUUUCGAUUUUACGGCACACGACGAGACACAUCUCUCCAUCUAAGCAAACUCUUAAAAUAUUUGGUGUACAACUAUGAUUGAUAAGGCUGGUGAAUAAAAACGAUCCACUACCUAUUGGCUCUUGUAAACUCUUUAAAUUUGAAUUAUCAAAUAUUUUUGUAUCGAGAUUUGAGGAGAAAAUACCGUGAAAGUUGUGAUCCGAAAUUUGACAAAGAUCUUGAAUAAAGUCAUGUAUAAAGUCCUUAUUUUCUACAUACAUUGAAUGAAGUGUUGAAUGGUUAUUCAAAAUAGUUUUUUGAUAUGCUAAUUGGUACUGUUUUGAACUUUUCGAUAAGCUCAAUAAACAUUUAAGUUUCAUAAUGAGCAUAUUUUCUACACUUUUAGUGGUUGAAAAAUCAAAAUCAAAAAUGUUUUUUGAAUUUUUCUUAUUUUCUUCAUAAAAAUUCUUUAGACAAUUUAUGCUGUCACCAAACAAAGCCAAACUAAUAAAAAAUAUUCUUAAUGACAUGUUGACACUGCCAGACUUUAAAAUAUCAGUUAUUACAGGACAUUCAUACUGGUGGAAGUACUUCAUGGCAAAUUCAUAGCAUUCCUGAGAACAGAACAUAGCUGCAAAUUAUUGAAAGUUUUAUUAGCUAUAAAUAAGUUUUGAUUAAUAGAUUUCAUACCGUAGCAACAAUUUUGGCAUGGAAUCAUAUUAAGUCGACUACUUUUCAUGCAAUUAUUGCAUCUUUGAUAAAUAUUCAAUUCCGAUACUUUAACAAAUUGUGACUCUGAUAUUGGAAUUGAACAAAAUGAUUUGUCUACAGCUAUGAUAUCCCCAACAGAAAGAUCAGUAGUUGUAAUUAUGUGUCUUCCAUAUUUCUUGCUAUUUUCUAUCUUUAAGCAACUUGCUACAAAUGGCAACUUUUUAUUCGUCGGUAAAGAUAAUUUAAAAUAGUUUUGAACAUAUUUUUUGCUUUCAUUCCUUGUAAAUUCUUCACAUUUUAAGCGACGUUGAUACAAAAUGCUUAAGUUUUCUUUUGGAUAGAAAUUUUUUUCGGCUAAAACAAUGUUGUUUAAAGAUUGAUCAUAUAAUUUUAUCUCAAAAUAUACAGCAGAUCUAUUAGCGUAUGCUAAUCCAAGAUUUUCACUUUCACUCUCAGCAUAACACAAACUUUGAUUAUAUUUUAAUAGUGCUUGGAAGAAUUCCCGUUUUUUAUAAAAAUCAUUUCCUUCUUGUCGCAGAAGAUUUGAUGUUUUAUUGGAUUUAUGCAUUAUUCUUUUAAAACAAUUGAUUCAACUGAUUAGAUAAAAAAAAAAUCACCUUGUUUUUUCCUCAAGCCUACUUCAAUCUCCUUUUUUUUCGCAAUCU